CGCCCUGUGUGCACCGACAAUAAUAUGAGGAGUGGCAGUUCGGAAUUACUACUCGAGCAGCAACAACAAGAGCUACGGUUACGUAAAAUCCGAGAACUGGCUCCAAAAAAGAAAAAUGGCAAUCGGCGCUUUCGUUCGUGGCGGGAACGUGCGCGUUUCUAUGGCACCUCAACACUUGCCUUCUUCUCGGUGACGGCCGGCGCCUCGCUGCUGUUUCUGGUGCCACUCUACGUGGAUCCAGCCAUUUCGACGCUGAGCCACGACUUUAUCGAACACCCAACGUUGUGCACAACCACACGUCGCGAGGAUCUUGUUGGUAUAUUCAAUUGCUCGUGGAGCUCCUGCCGCGAGGGCUGCACCUCCGAUCUCUAUCGCUGCGUGCACAUCUAUGUGACAUUUAUCGAACAGAAUAUAACGAUACCAGAGAACAUGACCGACUAUAGCAACUACACCGCCGACUGGGAGCAGUCCAACGAGGCCACACUGCUCGUCAACAUUAAGGGCUGCGGCUAUCCGCCCACAGUGACGUGCAAGAACUUUAAUAUGUACUACGGCGUCGAGGGCGCCAUCUAUCCGUGUUUCUAUUCGCGCAAAAACAAGACGGUCGUCCUAACAUCCUACAAUCAUGACGACCAGGAGGCCGUGAUCAUACAUUUUUUUGUGGUGCCCUUCGUGAUAACGGUCAUCUCAUCUAUCGCACUGUGCAUCAUGCACUGCGAUUGCCGCUGUAAAAAGGAUCGCAGCCAUCGGCGCAAUCGUCCCCAGUGCCGCAGGCCACGCAUUGAAAAUCUCAGUGAUACUUCGAUAUCAACGCGCGUGGACAUGCUCACGCCAGCUAUUGAAGUGUAUAAGCCGCCUCUCUGACACAAGGACGACACUGUGGAGAGCAAUUUAGGGAAUCCAUCGACGAGUAGCGAUUUCUAGCAGAAGCUAAUCAUCACUGCGGAACUAACUACGGAUAAUCUAUUUGUUCUUCCAACAUAGUGUCAAUCAAGUCUAGCUAACUGAAUUCAAGAAGCCCAAAAGCCAUGGCCAAGACCAUGGCCAGAACCGGGGCCAGAAACACGGCCGUCGGUAAACUACACUGAAAAGUUUUAGCAAAACAAACCAAAUAUAUGCUACA
Drosophila hydei is the source of this 1123-nucleotide messenger RNA. It is a transcript of the gene Teh1, whose product is annotated as protein tipE. The transcript is spliced from 2 exons. Gene Ontology annotation, molecular function: sodium channel regulator activity. NCBI's taxonomy places the organism in Eukaryota, Metazoa, Arthropoda, Insecta, Diptera, Drosophilidae. Gene Ontology annotation, biological process: regulation of sodium ion transport. The record is from RefSeq and is a predicted model, not a curated record. The coding region runs from base 25 to 864 and encodes 279 amino acids.